GCCGUGCCGCCGCCGCGGGGUGGGAGGGGGGGGUGUGGGUCCGUCGGUCCGGGCUCCCCCCCGCUUCCCCGCGGGUCUCCGGCGGCGGGCCGGGCCGGGCGGGGGCGCGCGCGGCGGCGUGUCGGGAGCGCGCCGCAGGCAGGCAGGGAGGCCGGCGGCGGAGGGAUCCCGGCGAGCGGUGCUGCGGCCGGGCCGGGUGAAUGGGAUUGAAGAAGAGUUGAGCUUCUCGGCUUGUUUUUGUGUCACAGUUUCUCUCCUCCUGCGCCUCUCCGGCUUCGUGCCUCCCUCCCCGCCCGCCCCCUCCUCCCCGCCGCAGGAGGAGCCCCCCGCGGAGAGGGGGAAGGAAAAGGACCCCACAGAGGCGAGAGCGAGCGAAGAGGAGGAGGAGGAGAAGGGAGCAACCUACCAUCUUCCACUCCCCGCUUAGCUUAAAGAAAGUGAGAGGAGGAGAGAGAGAGAGGCGCCCAGAAGAGGGGGACAGGGAGGCCCGGAGGAGCGGCGGCGCCGGCACCCUCCCCCUAUGAAGAAGAGUCCUCCCCCUCACAGAGAGGUCCUGCCAGGGGGACCCGGGCCGGCCCGCAGCAGCACCGCCGCCGCCAGCAGGCGCCGGGAAAAUUCCGUUUCUUCUGCAACUUGUUAUUCUGGAGCCCGGGCCUGCCCCCCUCGCCCUGGGGCUGCCCUUCCCGCACAGGAGGGUGUAGAGAGCUGAAGGGAAUAACUUUCUCAAAACUGUGCUGGUGUUAAAGAGGAAACCAGAAACUAAAGGCACUGGAAUCAGCAAAGACGCUCGUAGAGAAAGUGGAGAAGGUAGAGGAUGGAGCUGCAGACUCUACAGGAGGCUCUGAAAGUGGAAAUUCAGGUUCACCAGAAAUUGGUUGCCCAAAUGAAGCAAGAUCCACAGAAUGCUGAUUUGAAGAAACAGCUUCAUGAACUUCAAGCCAAAAUCACAGCUCUGAGUGAGAAACAGAAAAGAGUGGUGGAACAACUCCGAAAGAAUUUGAUAGUGAAGCAGGAACAGCCAGACAGUAAGUUUCAGAUCCAGCCAUUGGCACAGUCAGAAAACAAACUACAGACCCCACAGCCACAACCACUACAACAGCUACAGCAACAUCACCAUCAACAGCAGCAGCAGUCCACUGCACCCUCUCCUAACGUGAUUGGAUCACAGAAAACUGUAACUACAGCUUCUAUGAUCACCACUAAGACACUACCUCUCGUCUUGAAAGCAGCAACUGCGACCAUGCCUGCCUCUGUUGUGGGUCAGAGACCUACCAUUGCCAUGGUUACUGCUAUCAACAACAAUCAGAAAGCAGUCCUCAGCACUGAUGCGCAGAGUGCACCAGUCAACCUCCAGACAACAAAUAAGGUCACUGGGCCAGGACCUGAGGCAGUCCAAAUAGUGGCAAAAAACACAGUAACUUUGCAGGUUCAGGCUACGCCUCAACCCAUAAAAGUGCCGCAGUUCAUCCCUCCUCCCAGACUUACUCCUCGUCCAAAUUUUCUUCCACAGGUUCGACCUAAACCAGUUGCCCAAAAUAACAUUCCUAUUGCCCCAGCACCUCCUCCAAUGCUUGCAGCUCCUCAGCUUAUUCAGAGGCCUGUGAUGUUGACAACAAAGUUCACACCCACCUCGUUACCUAACUCUCAGAACUCCAUACAUCCAGUUCGUGUAGUUAACGGGCAGACAGCAACCAUAGCCAAAACUUUCCCUAUGGCACAGCUCACCAGCAUCGUGAUAGCAGCACCAGGCACCAGGCUUGCUGGACCUCAGACUGUACAGAUCAGCAAACCAAACGUUGAAAAACAGACUAUUAAGCCACAUGUGGAAGCAGAAGAGAAGCAAACAGAAAGUCAUACAGUUACUCCACCUGCUGCACCGAAGCCAAAACGAGAAGAAAAUCCACAGAAACUUGCCUUCAUGGUGUCUCUUGGACUAGUUACUCAUGACCAUCUGGAAGAAAUCCAAAGUAAGCGACAAGAGAGGAAAAGAAGAACAACAGCAAAUCCAGUGUACAGCGGAGCCGUUUUUGAGCCUGAGCGCAAGAAGAGUGCAGUCACGUACCUAAACAGCACAAUGCAUCCCGGGACACGUAAAAGAGGUCGUCCACCUAAAUACAACACGGUGCUGGGGUUCGGGGCUUUGACCCCCACAUCCCCUCUGUCCAGUUAUCCUGACUCCCCUGAAAAUGAAAAGACAGAGACCACAUUUACUUUUCCCGCAGCUGUUCAGCCUGUGUCCCUGCCUAGCCCCAGCUCCACAGACGGCGAUAUCCAUGAGGAUUUUUGCAGUGUUUGCAGAAAAAGUGGGCAGUUGCUGAUGUGUGACACAUGUUCACGUGUUUAUCACCUGGACUGUCUGGACCCACCUCUGAAAACCAUUCCCAAGGGCAUGUGGAUCUGUCCCAAAUGUCAAGACCAGAUGCUAAAGAAGGAAGAAGCAAUCCCAUGGCCAGGAACUUUAGCAAUUGUUCAUUCAUAUAUUGCAUAUAAAGCAGCGAAAGAAGAGGAAAAGCAGAAAUUGCUUAAAUGGAGUUCAGAUUUAAAACAGGAAAGAGAACAGCUAGAGCAGAAGGUCAAACAGCUCAGCAAUUCUAUAACAAAAUGCAUGGAAAUGAAGAAUACCAUCCUUGCAAAACAGAAGGAGAUGCACAGCUCCUUGGAGAAGAAAAUGAGCCAGCAGCUAACAGCCCAAUACUCAGGAGAAACUGCCUUUUUGGCCAGGUUGUUCUCUAGUUGGCCACUUGGGUAAUUCUUAACAUCAUCUUCUGAAGCAUCAAGCACCUUCCCGAGACAGCUGUGAGAAGCAGCAUGAUCAGCAUUCAGAAGGACCCAGAGCGAGAUCUCCCUCUCAGUCCCACCAGGCUGUGGCAGCCCACAGUACAGGGAGUAGACUCUGAAAUUCCCUUCCCAUGUGGAUGCAGUGGAAAAUGUUUGUGAAUUCGCAGUGCACAUGUUUCUCUUCCUUUUUUUCCCAGCUGGGUUGCACCCUGCCCUCUUUGCUUCUGAAGCACUGAUGGCGAAGACGUGUUUUUCAAUGAGACAUGUUUUUAAAAUAUCAUAUUCCUAUGUCAAACCAAAAUACACUCUUUUACUGUGGGCCUCAGUUAGCUGCUCAGAUAACCACUGGAACACCGAUAUUGCACUUCCUUGUGGACCAUGCCCCUUCGGGCAGAAUUUGUUGUGUCUUUCAGAACUGUUUUGACCUUUCUUCACCUCCAUUUGUCCUCCCUUGGGAUUCUGAAGAUCCAGGGCAAGUUCAACCUUGCUGGGUUACUCCAGAGAUUUCUGACAAGUGUGUAGAAGAGUCAGGAACCAGGAGGAAGAGGAAGAUGUUUUGUCGUGCAGCUAAUUCAUUUGGCAUGUAGGCUUCCCCAGCCAACAAACUACCUCAGCAAAGGCCAUUCCCAAGCAUUCUGUGGAUUCUGUAGCUUGUGGCAUUCAGAAGGCAAAAGGUCUUCUCUGAAGAACCCUUCCAGCAUCCAGCUAGGUACUGGUCUCUGGGGGCAUGUGGGCGAGUUUCACAGUGGCACUGUUGGAUCCUUGUUUUCAGGCAUCAGACCUGGACCAGGGAAUGCCCUGAAAAUCAGGUGGGUUCAGGAAAACACCAAGGCUGCAGACAUCUUGUCUCCAGCUUAUUGCCGUCUCACUUAUUGCCUUCUUUAAGCAUCAGUCCUGUUUGUAACACCUACAGAAUGGAAUGUAAUACUUGAAAAAUAUGGCUCACUUUACCAUUAGCUCCCAUUUCCCCCUUGUUUAUCUUUUAUCUGGGACAAGAACUUUCUGCAUCAUGUGUCUUGUAUAGGCUGAGCACAUAGUUGAAACUUGCCAAUAAAUAAAAUUAUUUAUGCCAUGCACUGGUAAGCUUGGUAAUUAUAGACCCAUGAAAAGACGAACACCUCUCCUAGAGGUUAAUUUAAGAUGUGGGCUUGUUUCAGAAAGCCAAGACCUUACCUGUGUGAGGGUCUGUCUGUAUCUGCAGUCAGUAUUACUGAAUGGAACACAGGCCUUGAGAGCAUCAGUGCUGUGAAAGUCACUGUGCUGUGCCCAUCCCUGGAGUGUAUCGUGUGAGAACAGCCAGGCCGGGUGGGUGCUGCAGGGGCACGCGAAAGGACAGAAGCCUCUUUUGAAAAGUGAGGGCAGUGAGAAGGGGCACAGGGCUGGAGACAGGGGAAAGGAGAGGAGGAAGCAGGAGGAGCAGAGUUAAAAAAGAUUACAUGAAGUAAAGCAGAGCAGAGGAAAGAAAUGGAAAGAGAUGAGAAGGAGGGAAAGUGAGGGUAGCAAAAAUUCAGGAAUGAAAUGGGGCUCUGUUGUGAGGACACAGGUAUUCCUGCAGUUAGAGGGUUUGAAAUUUCAGUGGAAAGACUAGAACAAAAAGGCUUUGUAUCCUACCUCUGUUUCUGACUUGGGUUGAUCUGUAUUCCAAAAAGACCAAGGGCAGUGGGAAAAAAGAGCUGCUCGGCUGCAGGUGGGGAAGGAAGCGGGCAUCAAGUCAUCCCUAGCUCUGCCCUGCUGCCAAGUGAUUCCCAUCCUGACGAGAGCCUUUUUUGACUUCUGUGCUACCACAUCGGAUGUGGCAGAACAAGCAGACCUUGGGGCAGACAGAGCCUGCUCUCAUCUGGACUGCAUUAAUUAAGAAUUUUCUUGGCUAGAAAUAUUCCCAAGACUAGUUAAAGGUUCAGCUCUGCCAGUGUUAUUGCACCUACCUAGUCUGGUGUCAUGAUCAGCCCAUUUUAAACCAGUGUCAGCUUCCAGAGGUCCUGGGUCCUGAGCGAGCAGAGGACAUGUUGUGGGGCAGGACCUGUGACUCCAGUACUUCUCGGCCACCUCUUGGGAGCAUCUGUGCAAGUUUCCUGCUCUCUGGGCUAUUGCGUCUGACAUUCCUGUGCCAAAACCCCUCUGUGCAGCAACACCUCCCUGAUUUCUGAGGCUCUGGUUCAUCUAGGGACAUGUGCAAAGGGGCACUUCGCCCAUGCAGCCAGACAGGGGCAUGUGGUGGGUUUAAGGUAACCCUUCAGGAGCUGAGGACCUGUGUCAAGGCUACAUUAAGCAGCAGCCCGUGGGGCACCCUCCUGGGAGAGCAGCUAUCCCAGCUCCUGUGUGUUAGCAGGGAGUAAGCUCUGUGUCUGUUCUUCUUCACUCUGCAGUAUCCAAGCAGGUGUCAAAUGCUUCAGACAGAGAAACUCAGCCCAAUUCCUCUCAAGGAAGGAAGUACUUAAGGCCAUGUUUACUAUCAGGAGUGCCUGGGGAACUCAAAACCCAUAUAAGCUUGGGUUUGUCUGUCCUGGGUAGAGAGGUGGAACAGAAAGGCAGCGAGCAGUGAGCAGUAUCAGUCUGCUGGCACCCAGCAGAGUUUGCACCACCUGAGGAAUUUGCAUCUUUUUUCUUUUUCCUAAAUUUACACUUGCAAAUGUAGACCUCAACAAAUUACUGCCCCUUUGUCACCUGCCUUCUUUUAUCUGUUGUUGGAAAAGCAAUGAAGUUUUGUUGCAUCUGAGCUUCGAGAAAGACCUUUUCUCAGUGAGCAGCCAGAAUGGCCUUGGGGAUGUAGGUCAAGCAAGGAAGGGAGGCAGUGGCUUUUACCCGAGUCCAGGGCUGGCACAGGCCAGCUCCUGGGACUUGUUCAGUGACCACCCUUGAUUUUAGAUCCCCAGUGCUGAGGGUUGAUAGUGCAGCAGCACUGGGAAGAUGCUGUGCAUGUGCAAGCAAGGGUAGGGGCUCCCCUUGCUUGUUAUCCAGAUCUUGGGGCAUGCCAAAAUUGAGGGGGAAGUUCACUUAAAAAAGACAGAAAUCCCUUUGUGCCUCGCAUUCCCCUCUGUAAAGCUGGUGCUGGCAGUUCUGACGCUGCGAGAGCUGUUUCUCGUGGUCUGCGGGCACUGGGAACAGGCACUGUUGAAAGAAGAGGUAGAGUCGUGUUCCGUGCUGGGUGCGGCAGGAGGCUGCGUGUGUCUGCUCGUUCUGGCCUAAUGUGUAAUUUCUAAUCAUAGUCUCAUAUGUUUAAUUGUCACUGGCAACAAAACAGUAGUUGACGCUAGAGCCAGGACUUGGGUCUUACCCAUCAGCUCUCCCUUCCAGAAGGUAUGUUGUCUCUGACUCGUUCCUGAUGCCAUAUGUGACAAGGCAGCCAAGACCCUCCUUAAGGAGAGGUUCUGCCACCGCAUAAGCCCCUGGGGCUGAGGCAGCUUCCCGGCAGCCCCACACAACCAGAUCCAGCAGGCAAUCGUGUCCCAGCAGCUGCUUUGUUCCAGUUACAGCUGCAGGGCUGCCCCGAGCACCCUCUUACCCUGGCAGAGGUGUCUUGGCUGCCUCUCCUAGUCCCACAGAAGCAAAGCACAGGUUGCAAACUCCAUUAAGCAAAGACUAAGCACCGUAACUGGCAAGGGAGGAGACUGCUAGUGGCAACCUGUUCAGGGUCCUGUGGAGGAAGGAAACGACUUUUCUGAAUCAACAGCAGCGGAGCCAGUGGUGCAGACAAGCAGUGGUGAGGUGCUGCUUGCCUGGGAGCUCUGGUGCAGUAGUGGACUUCCCAUGUGGUGUUUUGUCUCUUGGGGACUGACUGGCUCUAAUCUGCAAAUACCCGCCGUGUCGUCUGCAGCUGAGGGCAGGUGGGUUGUGAAGGCAGCUCAGCUUGUGUAGAGAAAAUACUCAGGCCUCAAUCUCAUCGUCACGUUCCUGCAAUUGUGCCGGCACCAUCUCAGUAGACUUGUUGACACCACCACUCCGCCUGCGUGCUGUGCUUCCUCCAGUCCCUCCACACCCUCAGCAUUUUACCGGAGACUAAGCUGUGAAGUGAGAGUCCUGGCUUGGGGUCAGACCAGGAGCUGACACUGAAGGGUGCGGUGUCCGAGCCCCGGUCCCUCCCCAGCCUGCCCAAGUUCUCCAGGUGCUUCUGGUGAACAACCCCCAGUUCUGGUGGCGCAGCCUCCUGCAGCUGCAGGCUGGUGCUGCCAGGGGACGGUGGCAGCUCUUCUCCCAGCCCAGCAAAGCCGUGGCUCUGCCUUGUGUCAGCUGGUGCCACCUGUGCUGCCCCUCUGCCAUCCUUGCAGGCCCUGGUGUAAAAUGCCCUUUCUGACCGGUAUCGCUCUGUUGUCACAGAACCACACCAUGAGAACACUGACUCGGGAGCUGGUUUGGGUUUUUUAAAUAUCUCUAUUUUUUUUAGCCUGAUGCUCAUAGUGAUCUGCAGUCUCUUUGCUGCCUUCAAGUCCCUUGUGGUUUCAGUUUUGGUACAAAUGUGUUUAGAUUUUAGCAAAUUAAAGUUGGGGGGAGGGGAACAGAGCAUCUGAUCAAUUUGUAUUUAUUUAUUUUAACAUUUUACUAAAUAAAACACAAUAAAAAUG
Molecule: messenger RNA, 7337 nt
Organism: Columba livia (rock pigeon)
Lineage: Eukaryota; Metazoa; Chordata; Aves; Columbiformes; Columbidae
Gene: PHF21A
Product: PHD finger protein 21A
Exons: 21
Coding region: 815-2749 (644 amino acids)
Biological process (GO): negative regulation of transcription by RNA polymerase II
Cellular component (GO): histone deacetylase complex
Molecular function (GO): chromatin binding
Source: RefSeq, a predicted model, not a curated record